AAAAGCCAUGCUGCGCGCCGGAGCUCUCUUGCUCGUCCUCGGCUUUCAAAGCUGCCUGCCGAGCCAAACGACGCUGCUCCGCGACAAGAGGCAAGCUCUUCUGCCGCCUCCUCUGGUUUACCCUUUCGGCGGCACCUUGAAGUUGCUCGUGGGACACGCCAUGCCCAUCGCCCUUCCCGGCCGGACGCUCAGCUACUCGCAGAACCUGCAGUUCCAGUUCGCUCUGCCGCAGAACGCCAGCUUCUUCGCGGACUACUUCACGGCCAGGACUGGUGCGAGGCGACGCCGACAGACCGAGCUCCUCCACGAGCGCGCGACCUUCUACGGCUAUCUGCAGCGCGAGGUCCACAGGCGCGGGGGCCCCGGCAAGGAGUGCGUCAAGCGGAGCAUAUGCGAGUCAGCGGAGACGCCGCUGGGGGACCAAGGUCUCGUGGGCGAGAUCCUGCAGGUGCUGCUCACGCCGGACUACGGCUACGAGGGGCAAGGAGGCGCGCGCGCGCUGGACGAGGAUUACCUGGCGGCGGCGCAACGGGGCAGGCGGACGGGGGACUGCGGACGGGCCUACGACUGCCCGAAGGGAUUCGGCCUGCUGGAUCAUAUUUCCCGGCUGCACGAGCGUGAUUGACGAGCCCAGGCCGAGCGGAAUCAAUCACCCUCCAAGCAGCGGCCUGGCGCUCUUUCCGUGUACACAAGCGGCUCCCCUUUGCCUCGUUGUGCCCGUGCCUGAGCACUUGACGCCUAAUAAAAGCGAAGCUUCGAUCAG
This is a messenger RNA of Phymastichus coffea, 763 nucleotides long. RefSeq lists its product as uncharacterized. The record is from RefSeq and is a predicted model, not a curated record. Lineage: Eukaryota; Metazoa; Arthropoda; Insecta; Hymenoptera; Eulophidae. The transcript is spliced from 4 exons. Bases 8 to 625 code for a protein of 205 amino acids.